AUUGUAUCUUCCGGGUAUUCUUGUCCAUCAGGGUGUGGAAGAGUUUCAGUCAUUUCUGCCUUCACAGUCCUGCUGGAAUCUGUCAACAGGGAAGUGUCAAGAUGGCCCCGGGUGGACUAAAAGCGCUCGUAAACGAGAAAAUCCUCAGUGGUGUCAUCAAGAGUGUGAAGAAAGAUGGGGAAUGGAAGGUUCUCAUCGUCGAUCACAUCAGCAUGCGGAUUCUGUCCUCUUGCUGUAAAAUGUCUGACAUCAUGGCGGAGGGCGUUACGAUUGUAGAGGACAUUAACAAGCGGAGGGAGCCGAUCCCUAGUCUGGAGGCCAUUUACCUCAUCUCUCCUGUGCCAAAGUCCAUUCAUUCUCUAAUCGGGGAUUUUCAAAGAGACAGCCUUACAUACAAAGCAGCACACAUCUUCUUUACAGACACUUGUCCUGAUGGGCUUUUUGCUGAGCUCGGGAGGUCGAAGGUUGCCAAGGUCAUCAAAACCCUGAAGGAAAUCAAUGUGGCUUUCAUACCAUACGAGUCACAGGUGUUUUCUCUAGACAACCCUAGUUCCUUCCACACUUUCUACAGCCCAACUCUACAGACUAAUCUAGAUGACAGGACCAGGAUGAUGGAGGCCAUGGCCGAGCAGAUCGCCACACUCUGUGACACACUGAAGGAAUACCCAGCCAUCCGCUACCACCAGGGCCCAAAGGAUAAUUUCACCCUGGCUGAGUUGGUGGUGGACCGUCUGAAUGCACAUAAAGCAGACAAUCCCAGUAUGGGAGAGGGCACAGAUAAAGCUCGCUCCCAGCUGCUCAUAGUGGACCGUGGAUAUGAUCCCAUCUCUCCAAUCCUGCAUGAGCUGACCUUUCAGGCUAUGGCUUACGAUCUACUGGACAUCGAGCAAGACAUUUACAAGUAUCAGACGGCAGGGAUCGGCGAGGCUCGAGAGAAGGAAGUGCUGCUGGACGAGGAUGAUGAGUUGUGGGUUCAGCUGCGGCACAUGCACAUAGCAGACGUCACUAAGAAGGUGACGGAGCUGCUGCGCACCUUCUGUGAGAGCAAGAGGAUGACCACAGACAAGGCCAACAUCAAAGAUCUGUCUCAGAUGCUGAAGAAGAUGCCACAGUACCAGAAAGAACUAAGCCUGUACUCCACUCAUCUGAACCUCGCUGAUGCCUGCAUGAAGAAGUUCAAAAACACAUUAGACAAGCUCUGUGCGGUGGAGCAGGACUUGGCCAUGGGUUCAGAUGCUGAGGGCGAACCGCUCAAAGAUGCCAUGAAGAAUAUCGUUCCUGUUCUGCUCAACACCGAGAUCGAACCCUACGACAAAAUCCGUAUCAUACUGCUUUACAUUUUCCAUAAGAAGAAGGGCAUUGGUGAAGAGAAUCUCACAAAACUCAUCCAGCAUGCAAACGUGCAAAAAGACAGUAACAUCAUCACCAACCUGCAGCACCUGGGCUGCCCCAUCAUCGCUGGGGGCACUAAUUCUGGUAAGGUUCUGCCUGACAGGAAAGAACGCACAGAAUCCACAUAUCAGCUCUCCCGGUGGACGCCCAUCCUGAAAGAUGUGAUGGAGAACAUCAUUGAUGACAAGUGUGACAGGAAGCAGUGGCCGUUCCUGUCUGAUCCGGCCCCCAUCACCACCACCACAUCAACUACAGUCAGCAGUGCACGGUUUGGACACUGGCACAAGAACAAGUCUGCCACAGAGUACCGCAGCGGCCCUCGCCUCAUCAUCUUUGUGAUUGGCGGCGUGACCCAUUCUGAGAUGCGCUGUGCUUAUGAAGUGACCCGGGCCACCGAGGGCAAGUGGGAAGUUCUGAUCGGAUCGUCUCAUAUUCUCACUCCAACCAGCUUUCUGAAUGACCUGAAGGAUUUGGACAAGCCUGCAUCCGUUUAGCAGUACAUCUCUGAAGAGAUUCAUCCCACUGAACUCAUGUGAAACCUGAAACUCUGAAGUUAUGAUUCUCUCAAAUGACCAGUGAAAAGACCUUGAGAUCUAGCUUACUGAUUAUUUGCUUUUAAAGUAGUAAUUUUAAUUACCCAAGUUAAACUGGUGGUAUAUGUAUGUAUAUAUAUUCAUGCUGUUGAUGACUGAUGCUUAAUUUAAAAGAAAAAUGAUAUAUAUAUAUAUAUGAGACUAUGUGGAUUAAAUCUUGCCUUACACCAUUUGAAUAUCAGUCCUGUCAAGUUCUGAUGUGAUUUGAAGACUUCUUUGGACUGGAUUCUGAGACAUGCUGUACCAACUGCCUUUGCUUAUUAUGGAGGUUUUGUCUUUCUGCUACUGUAAAGCUGCACAAUGUGGAAAUUUUGCAAGACAAGUCAGCUUAUAGUACAGUUGCCUAUUUCUGAUUUCCAGUCAGGUUUUGUUAUAUUUUCUGCCCCCAUGUUGGUGAAGGCAUGAAAUGUUUCAUCUCAGUAUAGAUGUCUUUUUGUUUUUCAUGCUCUGAACUUGUGCACUUUUUUCUUUUACUGUUAUGUUAUCACAUAUAGGUGGAUGUGGUUCACUGGCUCUUUUGUCUGUUGUCUAUUUGUUAACAAUUCUAAAUAAAUUUUCCUUAUACCUCA
Molecule: messenger RNA, 2554 nt
Organism: Ctenopharyngodon idella (grass carp)
Lineage: Eukaryota; Metazoa; Chordata; Actinopteri; Cypriniformes; Xenocyprididae
Gene: stxbp2
Product: syntaxin binding protein 2
Exons: 19
Coding region: 102-1886 (594 amino acids)
Biological process (GO): vesicle-mediated transport; intracellular protein transport; neurotransmitter secretion
Cellular component (GO): secretory granule; plasma membrane
Molecular function (GO): syntaxin-3 binding
Source: RefSeq, a predicted model, not a curated record